Molecule: messenger RNA, 2370 nt
Organism: Anguilla rostrata (American eel)
Lineage: Eukaryota; Metazoa; Chordata; Actinopteri; Anguilliformes; Anguillidae
Product: maturin-like
Exons: 3
Coding region: 235-630 (131 amino acids)
Biological process (GO): regulation of signaling; positive regulation of megakaryocyte differentiation
Cellular component (GO): cytoplasm
Source: RefSeq, a predicted model, not a curated record
GUUGCCCAGAGUAGGAUACUCGGGCGAAAAUAAGAGCUGAGGCAGACCGCUGCCCCGUACGCCGCGUGAUAGCAACUCAUUCCCAAAUUCAACAUGCUGACGGGGUGUUAGCUUUUAUGAUUGGUCGUUGGCUUUACAUUUGAGAUUACAGAGGGCACGAGAAACGUAUCACUUUAAGUCGCUGUUCCGGAUCUCUCUGUUCUCAGGUAGUCUACAUAAAACAGCUGACAAAAGAUGGAAUUCAAACAUCUAGUUGAUAUAGCCCAGGAAUGGUCUUCCGGGAACCCGUUUGAUCUUAUAGCAACAGAGGAGACAAAUGAGAGGCGGUUGGAUUUCUAUGCAGAACCGGGACUGUCAUUUUAUGUCGUGUGUCCAGACAUGAAUGGUGCUGACAAUUUUCAUGUGUGGAGUGAGAGUGAGGACUGUUUGCCCUUCCUGCAACUGGCCCAGGACUACAUCUUCUCCUGUGGGAAGAAAACCCUGUUGGAGAUCCUGAACAAGGUGUUCAGAUCCUUCAGGCCACUCCUGGGUCUUCCUGACACUGAUGAUGACACCUUCACAGAUCACCAUGCAGACAUGGAGGAGGAGCCUGAGGCUGAACACCAACAGAUGGGUGUCAGCCAGCAGUAACACCCCCAUCCCCCUGGCCCCCAUUUCUCUGCAGGACAAUCCUCCAUAUAUGCCACUCCCCUAUGCCUGCGUACACCCUCACACAGGACUGCCUGCUUGAACUGCGUCCACAUAGAACUUGUAACUCAAUUACUUUCUCCAGCCUUACAGCUCCUUAAAUACACACCAACCUUGUGGAUCAUGGGACAGUCAUUAGAUUGACACCUUUUUCAUUUGCCGGUUUUCAAACAUUGUACCAGGAGUUAUUAAUUGUAAGGGGUUUUAUAUAAUGCCAGGGUGCUACUUGUUCUGAUUUCAUUUUGUCUUAAAUGGUCAAUAAGUAUGACACUGACAGAACUGGAUUGGUGCUUUCCCUGCUUAAGUUGAUCAUUGAUUGGUUUGCUGAGUUUCUGUAAACAGCUGAGUUCCAGACAAAAGAGAAUGGGAGAGAUAAAAAUUUCAUAAACCCAAUAUGGUUAUAGAAAGAGAUGGCAGGAGGGAGAGGCAGAAAUGUCUGGGGGAGGGGGAGAGGGAGGGGGAGGGUUGGGGGUGGGGAUAAGUGUCUCCUCAUAACACCCUCAUCCUGAGUAUGUGGAUAUGUACACGAGUAAGAUUUAUGGUCAAAUGGGGACCUUGACUGUGGCUGUACAAUACUGUGCACUGCCACAGUAAAGUAAAGCAAAUGGUCCAGUACAUUAUAUGUUGCUUAUAUUUAGUGGGAAAUUGAUCAGAAAUUUUAGUACUGAAUAUCCAUGUGUCAGUGCUUUAAGUAACUGGAGAGAAAUCUGCGUGUAUGUACAUUCAAUUGACAGAAUCGGGAAAGGUUUGAUGUGAACUCAGUGUAGAGUGAUGUACAAGUAUUUGAACUGAGCCUCAGUCUGUGUAAUGUACCUUAAAUGUAGAUGUUCUGAACCCUUUUGUAUUCCUGGGGGAAAGGGGACAUGUUUGAUAAUGUCACACAAACAGCAUAUAUGAUUCCCUCAGUGUACGCGCCUUCAAUUAAUGAGAAAACAGGUAAAAGAAUGCAAAACAAUGUCUAAAUCUAGGGUUUACCAAGUACCACAGAGAUUCUUCUGGACAGCUGAGCCAUUUCUGACAACACUGUUUAGGCAAAGUGAAAACUAUUGCAUAAAAACAGGGAACAAACACUCCGCAAAGAGAUGCACACAUUCAUAACUAAAAGGAAAUGUCCACAAGGAAAGUAGAACUAAAAAUGUACAGAAACAUUAAAAAUCUCUUUUUUGUGUUCCUGUUUUGUGUUACUUUCCUUUAAUAAGGCUGAGGCCUUUGUUUGUAAAUUCAGUGGAACAAUGCAGUAUGGAAUAGCUGGCCUUCUGUCUCCCUUUUUGAAGUAGCUCUGAAUGUUUUUAUGAUUUUCUCCCAAUUCGAUUUGCUCAAAUUUGGAAUUUCUUACAUACUUUUCUGCUUAAACAAAUUUUUAAACUAACGAUUCACUUGGCCUCUUAAUUUUGUACAAAUAGUUUAUUUUCAGUGACCAGGUGUCUACAUUUCAGCAUCUAGGACUGCUGAUUUCAGCUGAAGGACUAUCUACUAGCCUGUAAUAAAGUGAACUCUCGUUUGCCACAGUACAUUUACAGACAUUGACAGCAUUAGUUGCCGGAGAGCUGAUAUGAUUAGAGUUAUUUCAAUUAAUAUGGAAUAUCUGUUCUUUGUAACAUGUAUAUCUGUUUCUGACAUAAUGUGAUACUAAGAGGGUAGAUUGUCCCUCAUUAGAGAUUAAACAUGUUUUAUUAACACUAA